AGCCAAAAUGGGUAGGAAAAUAGUUUUUAAAUCGAUAUAUAUUUACCCCAUUUUAAAAUCACAGUCGUUUUGAUGUCCGACGCCGCUAGAGUUGGCGCUUGAAUCAUAAGUGAAGAGUGGCGAAGUGAAAAUUUGUAAAAUUGUUAACCAUGGCGUCCCGAUUGCAGGAGAUCGAAGCUGAUGAAUCUGUACUCUUGCGCGUAACACAUGCCAAUCUCAAGUCCUUCACUUCUGAUGUUCGUUUUUCCCUUCAGAUGAGCAUAGAAUCUGUCAAGGAAAAGCUGUGGAAAAAAUGCGGUACUUCUGUAAACUCCAUGUGCCUUGAACUCUAUGAUGACUCCGGUGCUAAAAUUUCUGAUUUGACGGAUAAUUCCUUGCCCUUGGGAUUUUAUUCCCCCCUAGAUGGGUACCGGCUACAUAUUAUUGAUCUUGACCCCUCAUCAGUUACUUCUGGUGGUUGGCUUGAAGAUACCUCACUAGUGGAGAAGUACCAGAUUUCUGAAGAAGCUUACGAUAAACGUGAUGAUACAUUCCGAAAAUUCAAGGAAAAAUUGGCAUCCCAGAACCCAUCAGCUUUUGAAAGUAAAAUAUCUGAUACCUACAUGGAAGAACUCUGUGCAAAUAUCAAGGUAGGUGAUAGAUGUGAAGUUGAACCAGGGGAGAAGAGGGGUGUUGUAAAAUUUGUUGGCCGGGCUGAAUCGCUUGCUCCUGGAUUUUGGGUUGGAGUUCAAUAUGAUGAACCAUUGGGGAAAAACGAUGGCAUGGUAAAAGGGAUCCGCUAUUUUGAUUGUCCUCCUCUUCAUGGUGCGAUGGUUAGGCCAGACAAAGUGAAGGUUGGCGACUAUCCCGAACGGGACCCCUUUGAUGAUGAAGAAGACGAGAUAUAAGAAGUUCAAGAACAAAUCGCUGUCUAUGCCUACGGUUUGUAACAUUCUGGAGCUAACCAGCCUUUUUUCUGAAGCCUUAAUGAAAUAUUGAUUUAUUUUAGAAGUAAUUUAAAGACAUCUGAGCUUCAGAUGCUGGCUGGUUACAAGCUUUCUUGAAAGAAGUUAUUUUUCGGGGAAUUCAUUGAAAGAAAAUGACGGUAAGAUCUCCAGGUCUUCAGUGAUCGUCGUGUCAAAAACCGUUGCGGUUUUUCUAUCGGGUGUUACUAAUUGUACUGCAGUUGAAACUUUUAAAAAGGAAAAAUUAGAUAGCAUUGAACUAAGAUUUUGUAUUUUAUUUCUGCUUGCAAGUUUGUUCAGUUGUUUUGUAUUGUAAUGCAGGUCCCUCUUUUGAUAUACCUAUAGAAGGUUUUGUUUCGUGCGAGUA
Molecule: messenger RNA, 1311 nt
Organism: Momordica charantia (bitter melon)
Lineage: Eukaryota; Viridiplantae; Streptophyta; Magnoliopsida; Cucurbitales; Cucurbitaceae
Product: tubulin folding cofactor B
Biological process (GO): cytoplasmic microtubule organization; post-chaperonin tubulin folding pathway; tubulin complex assembly
Cellular component (GO): microtubule plus-end; cytoplasm; nucleus
Molecular function (GO): alpha-tubulin binding; microtubule plus-end binding
Source: RefSeq, a predicted model, not a curated record